UUCUGGCCGACCCACUUCUGUCGGCUCCGAGGCGGGAAGCGCCUUUUCCACAGGAUAUCAAUGCAAGCCUGAAUAAGAAGAAGAAUUUCUCCCUCCUAAGCCAUGGCAUAUCAGUUGUACAGAAAUACCACUUUGGGAAACAGUCUUCAGGAGAGCCUCGAUGAGCUUAUACAGUCUCAACAGACUACCCCCCAACUUGCCCUUCAAGUUCUACUUCAGUUUGAUAAGGCUAUAAAUUCAGCGUUGGCACAGAGGGUCAGGAACAGAGUCAAUUUCAGGGGCUCUCUAAAUACACACAGAUUCUGCGAUAAUGUGUGGACUUUUGUAUUGAAUGAUGUUGAAUUCAGAGAGGUGACAGAACUUAUUAAAGUGGAUAAAGUGGAAAAUUGUAGCCUGUGAUGGUAAAAAUACUGGCUCCAAUACUACAGAAUGAAUAGGAAAAAAAUGGCUUUUUAAUGCCAUCCUGUUAUUGUUCAUCACUUUUUGAAGAGAAGCAUAGAAGAGACUUUUUUAAAAUUUAUUCUAGCAUUGCAGAAAUGACUACACUGUGCCGUACUAUCAGAGAAUUCCAGUAGAAAGAAGCUUAUAAUUCUGUACCUUGUUACAUUACCUUGUUAUACAGCAUGAAGAAACAGAACUUUUUUUUAAUGACAAAUCAAACAUUGUGGCCUUCCUAAGACCAUUCUUUAAUAAAUUCAUUUUAAAACUCAA
Molecule: messenger RNA, 711 nt
Organism: Mesoplodon densirostris (Blainville's beaked whale)
Lineage: Eukaryota; Metazoa; Chordata; Mammalia; Artiodactyla; Ziphiidae
Product: transcription initiation factor IIA subunit 2-like
Exons: 1
Coding region: 103-399 (98 amino acids)
Biological process (GO): transcription initiation at RNA polymerase II promoter; RNA polymerase II preinitiation complex assembly
Cellular component (GO): transcription factor TFIIA complex
Molecular function (GO): TBP-class protein binding; RNA polymerase II general transcription initiation factor activity
Source: RefSeq, a predicted model, not a curated record